This is a messenger RNA of Pectinophora gossypiella (pink bollworm), 861 nucleotides long. RefSeq lists its product as uncharacterized. Bases 168 to 665 code for a protein of 165 amino acids. Lineage: Eukaryota; Metazoa; Arthropoda; Insecta; Lepidoptera; Gelechiidae. The transcript has 6 exons. The record is from RefSeq and is a predicted model, not a curated record.
GCCGGCCUCAGUGCACGCGGCUCCGCGGCGCGUGCGACUGUGCCUGCGCUCACCACCACCCACCGCUACCACACCGGCGAUAGUUCCCGAGUGGUGUCACAAGACUUGCGAAGAAGUGUUCAGUUGCACAAGACAAGUGUUGUUGAAACAGAGGCUGCGCUGGAGAGAUGGCGCAAGGCACCUGCGGCACCGACGUCACCCGCGCAAUCGCCGCACUGCUGCUCGUCGCCGUACUCGCUGCACACUACGCGCACGCGCAACCCCCUACUGCCGAUAAAUCUAUUGCAAAAGAUCGCAUCUUUAGACUCUCUGCUGGAAAAACCGUUGCUAAGCCAGUCAAGCUGGGAUUCUUUGGAACAAUUUUUCACCUCAUUUUAGAGCAAGUAAACGAUACGAAGAGCGCUUACAACCAAAUAUCGGACCUAGUAGGCAACCAGUUUACUGACGAUAACGUUGUGACGCCCGAGCCAGAACCUGUCAACGGAACCACUACGGAGUCUACGAAAAUAUCGAGACAAGAAUUCCUUAAAAUUUUGGACAGAAAUCUGAAGGGCCUAGCUCGCCUUCGCGCCCUCGAGUGGCGAGAAGCUCGGAAGGAUUCAUGGGCCAACCUACAAGGAUAUAAGAACGAGUUAUUUGGAGAGCAAAAAUCUGGGAAAAGAUAAUAAAAUGUAAAAAAAUAUUUUGAACAUUUAUUGUGUAGUUAUUUAUGUACGCAAAUUGAUUAAGUUCGUAGUAUAAGUAGAGUUCGUUAUUCAUUGUAAAGAUACUCUAGGCAAUUGAUACCCAAAGACCAUACUUGGUCCUUGUAUCAAAUCAACCCAUUCUAUGAAAUAAACUGAAUAAUAAAACAAACCUGAA